This is a messenger RNA of Suillus bovinus, 861 nucleotides long. RefSeq lists its product as uncharacterized. The coding region runs from base 1 to 861 and encodes 286 amino acids. The transcript has 3 exons. NCBI's taxonomy places the organism in Eukaryota, Fungi, Basidiomycota, Agaricomycetes, Boletales, Suillaceae. The record is from RefSeq and is a predicted model, not a curated record.
AUGGCACACUCUGUGCAAAUGUUCGACCACCUUGAUAAUAAGGUACUCCUCGCCUGGUUCCAGAUGGAGCACCCAAAAUUCAUGGUGCACGUCUUUGACCACUCAGGGAAAGACAUAGCGGAGAAAACAGCAAUCACAGUGGAGCGUCUGAAAGCCUGCAUCUCCAUCAUCACAGAUUUUGUCCACCAAGGAGCCCACCAGUCUGCGUCUCCCCGCCUCAACCCCAAGAUCUCUGAAGAAGCCAAGGAACCGAUCUUAGACCAACACAUAUGGUCCUCUAUGGACAUCACCUUCGAGGUGCUACCCUUCAAUUGCCCCAACCCCCCAGAACUACUUUUCUGCCUAUCCAGCUUCACCACAUUAGAUGCCAAUGUCAUUCACAAGACCAUUGUAGACGUCUGGGCGUAUGAUGACAAUAGACACCACAUUGACGGCAUUUUCUCAAUGUGUGGCUUCCCAGACAAUGAACUUGUGUACAAAGCCACCCGCGACCUCAUCCACUCAGUCCGCGUUGAAACCUCAGACUUCAAGAUCACUGGUGGCAUAUCAGUACCCUGCUUUAACAUCUUCGCAACCAGCCCCACAAACGACGCAAAAAUGUGGACAGAACUGCAAGGCUUCCUCCACAUCCUCGAGUACCCUACCAAUCUAGAUGGAUAUGCUUGGGCCCCUACUAUUUUUCUCCUUAUCCUCCUCGUCUCUGCCCUUGCAUCACACCCUUAUCCCAAUCUUGCUCUUGUUAUCCUUGUCAUCCUCGCAUUCCCCUUCGCUCUCUACCUGUCGCUCCAGCAGAGCCAGUACAUCUGGCCGGACCCUUUCUCUGAUGAAGCAUACCCAUGCUCCGUUCCACCCUCUGACUGA